Cuscuta campestris is the source of this 2618-nucleotide messenger RNA. The record is from the annotation of a GenBank genome assembly. Lineage: Eukaryota; Viridiplantae; Streptophyta; Magnoliopsida; Solanales; Convolvulaceae.
CGAACUCAUGCCACCUUAGUCUCACAAGGGAGACUAGAAAAAUAGGGGUGGUACUCGAAAGCCUGAAUACCAUGUACGUACACUAAGCCCGGUCAGUGAUGUCGGACUGCUAAGUCCCGCACAAUCACAGCUAUAAGAGACGCAAUUACGCAUGAUCUCUUACGCAUGCAUAUGAUAUGAUAUGCUACAAUAUGUGUGAUGAUAUGAGUCAUAUGAUAUGAGCAAUUUGUAAAUAAUAUGAAUGGAUAAAUAUACUUUAUUUUAUUUGGGUGAAAUCUGAUAAAAAUAUCAUUUAAUUAAGCUACGGGGCUCGGAACGGUCGACCGUUUGGCGCGACGGUCGACCUUGAUCUUCAUCAGGUCGGAUUGGCGAUUCACCGUGACGGUCGACCGCGGUUGACUGGCGGUCGACCGUUGUUGACUGGAGGUGGACGGCGGUCCUUGGCUGGGCAGGCGGCGGUCGACCGUCAGCCGUCGGCGGUUGACCGUUUGGCUGACAGUCUUGGUUCGUCACGAAGUUUAACGCGACGGUCGACCGUUUGGGUCUGCGAAUCUUUCUCUUGAUAUUGUGAGUGUCCAAAAUACUUCUUUAAGUCUUUUAGACACAUUUGAUUAAUAUAUACAUAUUGUUGGGUUGAUUUCAAUGUUUGUAUAUACUUAUGUAUAUAUAUAAUAACUUAUGGAUUUGGUGUAUUUUGGUCUUAACACAAAGAUGACUUAUAUAUGUAUCACAUAUUUAUUUCGGGAUGAUUUCAACAUAUGGAUUAACAUAUAUGUUCAUGUAUGUAUGUGAUGAAUGAUUCAACAAGUCUAACGCAAAGGUACAGACCUGGAAAUCAUAGGCCGAAACCUUACGGAUGAGCGGGAGUGGAAACAACAUCGAAAUUUGCCAACUUUGUCAUUUCCGUCAUAAUUGGACAGCCUGCGGUAUUUUGGGCAUAUCUCCAUCGUUUCUUCACGGAAUUGCAAACCGUUUGAUUCUGUGGAUUCCUAAGAUGUAAGGCUAUAACUUUCGUAUAGAAAGUAUUUCGAUUUAACAGAUGUAAGAUAGCGUAAAUCAGACCUGAAGUCAAGGGAUAGUUGCUGUCCAGAAUUUUUGAAUACUCCGGUGAACAACGAUUCCGACGAUUAACUCACUAACUUCAAUAUUCCAACACCGAACCUUCUCUACGAUACCUUCCGGAUGUUUCUAAUAAUCGUUAGAGAGUUUAUGGUAAGUAUUUGAAAUGAAAUAAUAUGAAUUUGGUGAAGAAAAUGGUCCAACCUGAGGAGCUCGCCACCACUGGCGCAGUCCCGGUAUUUUGGCCAUAUCUUCUUCGUUACUUAACGAAAUCGCGAGCCGUUUGUUGGAAUGGAUUCGUAUCGUCCGAGGCUACAACUUUGGUUUAGAAAGUAUUUCGCGAGAAUGGAUGGAAAAUUUCAGUUUUUACCUCAAAGUGGACUGAUAUGUUUUGGUUUCAGGAUUUUGAGACUUUAUGAGGCGAGAUUCUCUCUCUAGCCAUGGGAAAGAGAGGGCGACCGCCAAAACCUAUCGGAAAAGACACCGGAGAUGCGAUUGCUACACCGUCGAUUGAAGAGAAGGCAACAGAAAAGGAAGACCCUGAGGUUUCGAACAAGAAAUCACCUACUGGAUGUGCUACACCCAUCCAACCACAACCAGAUCUGGAGAUCGAGGAGUUGAUCGCGACAGAGGAAGAGGCUGAGGAUAAGUCUGAAGAAAAAAAAGCUACGCUGAUGUUGUUGGCAGAUCAGAGGGCAAACAGUUCUAACACAAAUUUGGCAAAAUUUGAAAAAGAGUUGACUCAAGAGCUACACCAAAAACUCAGAGCUAGCUUCCUCAUGAAAUGUCAACAAUCAAAGGCAGACUGGAUCACAUAUGGGGAUCAAGAUACUAAGCUUUUCCAUGCUUGGGUGAAGAAAAGGAGAGCCCAAACUCAUCUUACUGCGAUUGCUAAAGAGGAUGGAGAAGUAGUGGAGGGGAAAACCAAAGUGGCUAAAGUACUAGUAGAGUUUUAUCAAAAUCAACUAGGGAGGACAAUGGAGACUGAGGAUAUUAACCCGAACAUUAUCUCUAUGGGUAAUACACUUUCAAUUGAUCAGCAGUUGGCCUUGAUUGCUCCUAUAACCCCUGAUGAGAUAAAGACUAGUCUGUUUGAGAUUCCUAAUAAUAAAAGCCCGGAGCCAGAUGACCUCACUGGCCCAGCUGUGAUGGCUGCUGCCUCCAUCGCUGUCGGCCUUCGAGGCGUUCUCUUACACGUUGCCAUUGUCCAGGCUGCUCUGCCUCAAGGAAUUGUCCCCUUUGUCUUCGCCAAGGAAUAUGGCGUGCACCCUGACAUUCUUAGCCCUGCAGUCAUAUUUGGGAUGCUAAUUGCCUUACCAAUAACGCUAGUCUACUACAUUUUGCUGGGAUUAUGAACAUGAUGGAAAUGGCGGAGAUUCCAUGGAAGUCAUCUUCCACGACGAAUGCGGGACAAUGAUUCAUGCUCAACUUAAGAGUUCCGAAAAGAAGCGUUUUGAAAACCAAAUUGUUGAAGAUGGCGUCUUUGGAAUCCGAAAUGUUUUUGUUAGUGAUAAUUACCAAACAUGCAAAACAACUUCGCAUAAAUAUUUGUUGGUUUU